Aricia agestis (brown argus) is the source of this 9956-nucleotide messenger RNA. RefSeq names its product fibrillin-2-like. The record is from RefSeq and is a predicted model, not a curated record. Gene Ontology annotation, molecular function: calcium ion binding. The transcript is spliced from 54 exons. Bases 80 to 9052 code for a protein of 2990 amino acids. NCBI's taxonomy places the organism in Eukaryota, Metazoa, Arthropoda, Insecta, Lepidoptera, Lycaenidae.
UUUCAGGCAGUUGAGUGCGCGCCGUCGAGCUGAGCGCUCGUGCCGUGUGUUGUGAUCUCUACGUAGAGCGCCCCUUCCAAUGGGUGAUGGUGGCGCGAUGAGGCUGCUGGUCGCGCUCGCGCUGGUGGCGGCGCUGCUGACGGCGGUGGCGGGUGAGCCGCGCCAGCCGACCCAGCGGCCCAGACCCUGGCGAGGAGCCAGGACGCUCGCCGACCGCCAGCAGACGCAGUUUGUGGGACCACAUGUCUGCCGAAGUCGUAACAGCACGCAUUGCUGUCCAGGAUGGACUUCUAGACCUAAUUCUAUGCUAUGUGUAGUCCCAAUAUGUCGACCGGACUGUGGGUCUCCGGGGUCGUGCGUGGCGCCCAACAUGUGUCGGUGCGCGAGCGGCGUCGAAGCGCCAUCUUGCGGCGGCGGCGGACUGUAUCCUUACCCGGGUCGUCCGCGCGGCGGUUGCCGGCGCAUCUGUAUGAACGGCGGCACGUGCACCAACGGCACCUGCGCCUGCGCGCCCGGAUGGAGCGGCGAGUUCUGUACUGAACCUAUCUGUCGCGAGCCAUGCCUGCACGGCGGGCGGUGCAUCGCGCCGGACCGCUGCGUCUGCUUCCACGGCCUCUCCGGUACAAGAUGCGAGAUUGAUCGACGAACAGGCCCAUGUUAUACGGACACGCGCGGCGCUCUAUGCACGGGCGCGUUAGAGGGCGUGGUCUGCACGAAGCAGCUGUGCUGCGCCACGGUGGGCGUGGCCUGGGGACACCCGUGCGAGCGCUGCGGGGACCUCGACUGCCCGCCCGGACAUCUGAGGAACUUGGCCACCAAGGAGUGUCAGGACAUAGACGAAUGCCUGGCCGUCCCCGGUCUAUGCGAGGGCGGGCGCUGCGUCAACUCCGUGGGGUCGUUCUCGUGCGAGUGCCCGCCCGGCCAGCGCCGACAUCGCCUCACUAAUAACUGUGAGGAUAUCGACGAGUGUGAAGAUCCUGAUAUAUGCCCGAAUGGAAAAUGCGUGAACACAGAAGGCGAUUACUACUGCUUGUGCAACCCACACUUCAUCCCGAGCCCUGACAAGAAGUUUUGUAUUGACGGGCGCGUGAGCAGCUGCUUCACGUACGUGGGCGAGAGCGGCGAGUGCGGCGACCGGCUGCCGAUGCCGCUGUCCAACCGCGACUGCUGCUGCGGGUACAACAUGGGCCGCGCCUGGGGCGCCGACUGCGCGCCCUGCCCGCCGCGCGGCGCAGCGGAGUGGACGCACCUAUGCGGCGGCGGCAGCAUCCCGCCGAACUGGCGUCGCAACGACUCGAGCGGCCACGACUACGGCGGCGGCCUCGAGCCCGCGCAGCCGAUAGCCAAGAUCAACGAGUGCAUGCUGCGGAACGGCAUCUGUGGGCUCGGGAACUGCAUUGAUAAGGAUAUUGGCUACCAAUGUCAAUGCUGGGACGGCGCGGAGGCGGCGGAACAGGACGGUAAUCCGACCUGUAUCGACAUCGAUGAGUGCGCGCUGCAGUACUGUCGGGGUGGGGAGUGUGUGAACAAGCCUGGUGGUUUUGAGUGCAGAUGUCCCCCCGGCUUCGAUCCCGUGGAGAACGGACUACGAUGCAGCGACAAAAACGAGUGCGAAAUGACAAACGGCGGCAUGUGUACCAACGGCGUCUGUACUUAUACUGAUGGAGGCUACGUGUGCACGUGCAACCCCGGCUACGAGUCCACGGCGACCGGGCACGCGUGCCGGGACGUGGACGAGUGCGCGGACAACCCGCGAGUAUGCCGGCGCGGGCGCUGCCGCAACACGCCCGGCGGGUACGAGUGCGCCUGCGAGCCCGGCUUCGCGCGCACCGCCGCCGGCUACUGCGCCGAUGUAGACGAGUGUGCCGACAAGUCGCUCUGCCAGGGCGGUCGGUGCGUGAACAGCGAGGGUUCGUUCGUGUGCGUGUGCGAGGCGGGGUACCGCGCGGCGUCGCGGUCCGCGUGCGUCGACGUGGACGAGUGCGCUGAGCUGCGCAUCUGCCGCAACGGCCGCUGCCGCAACUCGCCCGGCUCAUUCCGCUGCGACUGCCUGCCCGGGUUCACGCUGAGCGCUGAUGGACGGACGUGUCUAGAUGAAGUUCAAGACUUAUGUUACGAGAAAUUCGAGGAGGGCCACUGCUCUGGGCCCGGUACUACCCCUGUCACCAGGUCGCAGUGCUGCUGCAGCUCUAGUAAAGGUUUACACCUCGGCUGGGGAGUGUCCUGCAAGGCUUGUCCGGCUCAAGGCACGAAAGAAUACGACAUCCUCUGCCCCGAAGGUCAGAGCAAGGACAACGGCGGGGCUGACAUCAACGAGUGCAACAUGAUCCCCGGGAUAUGUCCCCACGGCACCUGCGAGAACUUGGAGCCCGGGUACAAGUGUAUAUGUGACCCCGGAUACCAUCCUGACGCUGAUGGCAUAUGCAAGGAUAUCGACGAGUGUGAUAUGCAUCAGUCGUACUGCACGGGCGGUCAGUGCCGCAACACGGCGGGCAGCUUCACGUGCGUGUGCCCGCCCGGCACGCGGUAUGAGCCCGACGAGCAGCUCUGUCGCGACGUCGACGAGUGCGACGGUGAGAUAUACGUCGACUAUGACCGCGGGGACAUACCCCCGCUCCUCCCGGCAGAGAACUCGAAUCCGUGCGACAACGGGCGCUGCAUCAACACUCACGGCAGCUACGAGUGCGAGUGUGAACACGGCUUUGUGUUGGACCCGACUGCACAGCACUGCGUUGACAACCGUCGCGGCUCGUGCUGGCGUCGCGUCGUCGACGGUCAGUGCGAGGCGGCGGCGGCGCGCCCGCUGCUGCGUGCUGAGUGCUGCUGCGCGCUCGGCCUGGCCUGGGGCUCACCCUGCGAGCCCUGCGAACCCGAACACUGCCCGUGCCCUAAAGGGUUCGCUAAGUUGGACGGUGCGACGUGCCGUGACGUGGACGAGUGCGCGCUGGCGCCGGAGUUGUGCGCGGGCGGCACGUGCGUCAACACCGACGGCUCCUACCGCUGCGACUGUCCGCCCGGACUCACUUUAGACUCUACAGGCAACCGUUGCGUGGACACCCGUCGCGAGUACUGCUACACGGACUACGUGGGCGGACGCUGUCAGAACCCGCUCCAGGUCGAAGUGUAUAAGGCGGUGUGCUGCUGCUCCAGCCUCGGCAAGGCCUGGGGUGACAGUCGAUGCGAAGCGUGCCCUAAGAAAGGUACCGACGCCUACCGCAACCUCUGCCUAUCCGAUUUCACCGGGCCAGGCGGCUCCUGGGACCAAACAGGGCCAGGCGGGCCCAACGGCACCUCCAUAUGGGGCCAGCUCCCCGACGGUAGUUUCGGACACAACGGGGAAUGGGGCAGCAACGACACAUGGGGCCACGGCCAAGGUCAAGGUCAUCACCCCGGGAUGAUACCAGGGGUGAUCCCGGGACAGAUGGACGUCAACGAGUGCUCCGCCUUCCCGGGAUUGUGCGGCCACGGCAGAUGCAGGAACAUGCCUGGUACUUUCACGUGUGACUGCUAUCCGGGAUACGAAAAGGACUCAAGUAACCACACGUGCGUAGACGUAGACGAGUGCGCGAUCGUGGCGGGCGUGUGCGGCGCGGGCGAGUGCCGCAACAGUCCCGGCUCGUUCUCCUGCCACUGCCGCCCCGGGUACACCACCGACGACGUCAGCAGAGUGUGUGUGGAUGUCGAUGAAUGCGCCGAAAACAGCCUCUUAUGCCGCGGCGGGCGCUGUGUGAACACGCCCGGCUCGUUCCGCUGCGAGUGCGCGCCCGGCAUGGAGCUAGCGCCUGACAGGCUAUCGUGUAAGGACGUGGACGAGUGUUCUAUUACUUCAGGCAUAUGCAGUAACGGCGCGUGCGAGAACUUAAUGGGCACGUACCAGUGCGUGUGCGACGAGGGCUACGCGCAGACGUCGGUCAAGUCACACUGCGACGACAUUGACGAGUGUACUGAAGACCCGACGCGAUGCCAACACGACUGCGUCAACACUCCCGGCUCGUACCAUUGUACGUGCAGGGAGGGCUGGCACUUACGCGCGGACGGACGCACUUGCCGCGACGUGGAUGAGUGUGCGAGCGGCGCGCGCGUGUGUGGCGGUGGGGAGUGCCGCAACACUCCCGGCUCAUACCGCUGCACGUGCGGCGAGGGCCUGCUGCCGGCGCCGCCAGAUGCCAAGCCCACGUGUCUCGACAUAGAUGAGUGCGCCGACAUCCCCGACCUAUGCGGUGCGGGUGAAUGCCGCAACACGAUAGGCAGCUUCGUGUGCCGCUGUCCGGACGGGUACAGCGUCAAGCCCGAGCUGGGCCCGGCGUGCUCGGACGACGACGAGUGCGAGCUCGGCACGUGCGACUGCCAUCCUGCCGCUGACUGUAUUAACUUGCCGGGUUCGUUCCAAUGCCGCUGCCGCGACGGCUGGCGCGGCGACGGCGCGGAGUGCGAGGACGUGGACGAGUGCGUCACCAACAACGGCGGCUGCCACCCGCGCGCCGUCUGUCGCAACACCGACGGCUCCUUCUCCUGCCUCUGCGAGACCGGAUACAAGGGAGAUGGGUACUCAUGCGUGGACAUAGACGAGUGCGCGAACGAUCCGACGCUGUGCGAGAACGGCCACUGCACCAACACGCCCGGCGGGUACGAGUGCGACUGCGACGUUGGUUUCACGAGAUCACCUGAUGGAAAGUCGUGUCUCGACAUGGACGAGUGCGCGACGUUCGACAACGUGUGCGUGUUCGGUCGCUGCGUCAACACGUACGGAAUGUUCAAGUGUAUAUGCGACAAGGGCUACCAGUCUGAUAGCAUCGAUGAUUUGAUGCCGGGUUUCAACUGCACGGACGUGGACGAGUGCAAGUCGCCGCAGUCUUGCCAGUACGGCGAGUGUAUCAACACUCAGGGCUCCUACAAGUGCAUCUGCCCGCCAAACUACGAGCUAGUGUCGGACGGUACUGCGUGCUUCGACUCUAGGAAAGCGCGUUGCUACGGUAAAGUUGAUCUACGCUCCGGCACCGAACACUGUCAGGACAGCGACGAGUUGUCUGAAGAUGGAACGAUGGCGGCCUGCUGCUGCUCUGUCGGUGCCGCCUGGGGCAACUACUGCGACAUGUGUCCGGAGCCGGGCUCAGAGGCAUACAGACAGCUGUGUCCCGGCGGCCCCGGGUAUCAGCCGAUAUUGGAACCUCCAUCAUACGUGGUGACGCUAGCCGACAUCGACGAGUGCAUGGCCCACCCCGGGUUGUGCGCGCACGGCACGUGCACGAACACGUUCGGCUCGUACGUGUGCGCGUGCGGUGACGGGUGGACGCUGGCGGACGACCGCUGCGAGGACAUCGACGAGUGCGCGACGGACGUGUGCGGGCCCGGCGUGUGCCGCAACCUGCCAGGGUCAUACGUCUGUCUGUGUCCCGAGGGAUACGUCGCCAUGCCCAACGGCAAGGAGUGCGUGGACGUCCGUCAGCGGCAGUGCUACAUGGAGUGGGAGGAGGAGACCGGGCGGUGCUCGGGCGCAGUGGGCGUGCCUCAGACCAAGUACCUGUGCUGCUGCUCCGUGGGUCACGCUUGGGGCGCCCCCUGCGAGGCCUGCCCCGACAAGGGCUCCGCUGAACACGUGGCCCUAUGCGGGGAGAAACCCGGCGAAUAUAUCAAUCCUAUGACUAAAGGGCCACAGAGUAUAAACGAGUGUGAUAUCAUGCCGCAGCUGUGUAAACCAGGCUCCUGUCAUGAUACGCCGUCAGGAUUCCAGUGCGGAUGCGAUCAUGGUUACGAACACGACAACACGUCUCACAUCUGUCGCGACGUGGACGAGUGCGCGUUACAGCGGCCAUGCCACGGGCUCGCGCAGUGCGUGAACCUGCCCGGCGGUUACGAGUGCCGCUGUCCGCGCGGCUACCGCCUCUCCGCCUCGCUCGACGAGUGCGACGACGUCGACGAGUGUGCCGACGAGCGGUUAUGUGAUCAUGGCGAGUGCCGCAACACGAUAGGAUCUUAUCGUUGCGAGUGCGCACCCGGCUACACACUGCGCGACAACGUGUGUCGAGACGUGGACGAGUGUGCGCGCCCACGGCCCAUGUGCCGCAACGGUACUUGCGAAAACCUGCCCGGGACGUACGCCUGCCGCUGCGAUCCCGGCUUCCGAUCGGGACCUAAUAACGAUUGUAUAGACAUCAACGAGUGUCGCGAGGGCGGCAUGGUGUGUCGGAACGGACGGUGCCGCAACACCGUCGGCUCGUUCCGGUGCGAGUGCGCGCCGGGGUACGCGCUCACCGCCGACGGCCGCAACUGCCGCGACGUCGACGAGUGCGACGAGCUGCCCUCACCCUGCGGCCGCGACGGCUCGCCCUCCUGUACUAACACCAACGGCGGAUACGAGUGUUCCUGCGGUGUGGGCUGGAAGCUGGUUGGUCGGCGUUGCGUCGACCGCGACGAGUGUAAGGACACCCCCUACGUGUGCGCCGGCGGAGAAUGCCAUAACUUCAACGGCGGCUACCGGUGCGACUGUCCGGCGGGCUGGCGGUUCGACGCGGAGGCGGCGCUGUGCGUGGACGAGCGUCGCGAGCUGUGCUACGACGAGUGGGACGCCGGCCGCUGCCACCGCGCGCGGCCGCUGCAGCUCGCACGCCCCGAGUGCUGCUGUUCCGAGGGUGCUGCCUGGGGCAGAUACUGCGAGAAGUGUCCGACACCGAACUCUCCGGAGUUCCUGAGGAUAUGCGUCGGUGGAAUGGGUCGACCGAAUUUGACACAGGACUUAGACGAGUGCAAAGUCCGUCCCGACGUGUGCAAAGGCGGUCACUGCAUAAACACGGACGGGUCGUUCCGGUGUUCCUGUCCCGCGGGCUACACGCUCGACGCCACCGGGCUUGAGUGCGUAGACGCGGACGAGUGCGCCGCCGACCCGCGGAUUUGCGGCAACGGCACAUGCACUAAUACGCCCGGAGGAUACGAGUGUAGAUGCAACUACGGCUUCACGCAGGGACCUGAUCAGACAUGUGUCGACGUGGACGAGUGCGCGGAGGGCGCACGGUGUUCGUUCCGGUGUCACAAUACCGCUGGGUCUUACCGGUGCACGUGUCCAUUCGGGUACGCCCUCGCGGCGGACGGCGAGCACUGCCGCGACGUAGACGAGUGCGCCGACUCCUCCCCCUGCCCGCACGCCUGCGAGAACGUUGUUGGAUCCUUCGUCUGCAAGUGUCCUGAAGGCUAUCGUCGCACAUCCGCGGCGCACGACGCCGAGGACGCGUGCGAGGACAUCGACGAGUGCGCGACGUCGGAGCGGGGGGAGCGGUGCACGCCCGGCGUGUGCAUCAACACGGACGGCGGGUACACCUGUGACUGCGACCCUGGCUGGGAGCUCAGCGACGAUGGACACAAGUGUAUCGAUCGUCGUACGGGCACAUGUCACCGGUCACUGGUGGGCGGCAAGUGCGUGCCGGAGCCGUGGUCGCGUGCGUCCACGCCCACAUCCUCCACGCAGGUUACUAAGGCCGCCUGCUGCUGUACACUAGGCGCAGCCUGGGGUACAGAGUGCGAGCUGUGUCCUGCGCCGGGCUCGCCCGAACGCGCUGAACUCUGCUCAACACUGCCCACUAGCGGACUCAUCCCAGGGUUGCCCGGUGGUGUUAUACCCGGCGGAGCACUCACUCCGGACGUCUUCGGUGACGUGGACGAGUGUGCGGCCAUGCCGGGGUUGUGCGCGCCGGGACGAUGCGUUAAUACUAUUGGCAGUUUCCGUUGCGUGUGCGGUCGCGGCUACAAGCCAGCGGGCGACACGUGCGUCGACAUCGACGAGUGCGCCGCGCGCGGCGUCUGCGAGCAGCUGUGUCGCAACACCGACGGCUCGUACGAGUGUUUGUGCCGCUCCGGAUAUGAGUUGGAUGAGGAUGGCGCCGACUGUCGCGACGUCGACGAGUGCGAGCGCGGCACGCACACGUGUCAACAAACGUGCACAAACACUGAGGGAUCGUUUGAGUGCGGUUGUGAAGAAGGAUAUGAGAAGCGAGGAGACGCUUGUGUCGAUAUCAACGAGUGCUCCGACCCGGAGAUCUGCCCGUCGCCCGGCAAGUGCGUGAACCUGCUCGGGUCGUACCGCUGCGUGUGCCCGCGCGGCUUCCGCCUCGACCUGGACGGCGCGCGCUGCCGCGACCGCGACGAGUGCGACGACGGCCGCUGCCAGUCCCCGUGCCGCAACUACGCCGGCGGGUACCGCUGCGACUGCCCGCCCGGCACAGUCCGCGCGGGCGGCACCACCGGCGGCUGCGUGCCCGCGGACGCGUGUGCAAGCGCACCGUGCGGCGCGAGUGCGUGCUUCCCGCUCGCCGGCACGUAUCGCUGCGGCUGCCCGCCAGGGUACGGCUGGGACGCCGCGCACGCUGUGUGCCUGCAACUCGGCGGUGGCUGCGCAACCGCGAGCUGUCUGUUCGGUUGCCGCGCGCUCGGCGACUCGGUGGAAUGCGGUUGUCCGACCGGCUACCAGUUAGUCGGCGCCGGCCACUGUUUAUCGGCGUUGGACGGCGCGUUACCGCCGGGUGAUAUCGGCGACGCGCCCGUCUUCCCGCUCCGAGACCAGUACAAAGUCGGCGAUGACCUUAUAUCGACGGAGGGCUGCUUCAGUUGCAAGGUGAACGGACGCAGACGGCGCGCGCCAGAAGAAGGCAUCGUGUACGCCAACGGUACUACGGUCGUAAGAAGAAGUAGGCGGCGUAGCAGACGACGUCGUUCGCUGUUGGAACCGGAAGCAGAGCUGAUCGUGAUCUCCGCGACGCCGAAACAGACCUGGGGCCGCGUGCCGCUGCUCAGACUGAUCCCGGCCGAGGGCGACGGGAAACCGCACUACAGAAUCGCCUACGGAGACCCUGACCGGAACUUCGUACUCAACAAACGAGACGGCACCUGGGCGCUUCGGCUUAGGAAGCAUUUAAAACAGAAAGAAGUUCUAGAACGACAGCUCGAGUUGGAAGCACGGUUCGUCACUCCCGCGUCCAGUAGGAGAAGGCGAGCUGUACCCGCUAAUAUCCCAGCACCGCUGAGGCUGUACGUGUCCGUAAGAAUCGGACCGAAUGCGGGCUGAUUUGGAUAAAUUUCGGCCCGGAAUUGUAUAGUUUAAUCGCGUUGGCGUGCGUUUGAUAAAGUUCAUUGAACUCAUUAUAAGAGAUUUUAUAAUGGGGUAAGCAAGAGUUUCUGAAUCAAAUAAAAAAAGCCUGUAAAUUGACAAAAAAAAUAUACAAAUUAUUUUCGAUAACGUCUCGAUUGUUACAAAAUUGAGACUGCACUAUUUAUGACUACACUGCAGUAAAGCGACGCGACACUUACGUCACAGGCCCCGUACCACGAAACGGUUUUGAGACUCAAACAAUCGUACGAGAAUGUUGCGUCUUACUCUAACAAACGUGAAAUGACGUUGUUAGAGCAUGACGCGGCAUUCUCGUUCGAUUGUUCGAGUCUCAGAACGGUUUCGUAGUUGGCCUACUGUACCGGAGCGCUAUGUCGCCUCGUUCCGAUGACGCAUAGUGUGGUGUGACUCAUAUAAAUUCAUACUAAGAAUCUACUCCUGCAGUUACGCCUAUAAGUGCUAUCAUACUUUAAAUAUAGAUAUUUAGAGAAACUCAUGCUCACUUAUCUAUGUGUCAAUGACCUUUAUCGCCUAACCACGCUCGUCUACCGAUCAUUUAGGUUGAAUUUGUCUCCGUACUGACUGUAGCUAGAAUACAAUUGGUCUUAGACACUGCCAUAAUUAUUUGCAAACUGCCAUAUUUUUUAUUUCACUGCCAAGUUCGUUCCCUUCUAUUUACAGAUAAGUUAAUGAGUCCGCCAUAUUAUACUAACAAUGUUACUUAGCUUUUAUACCAUAAACGCCAAUAUAAAAUUAGAUAUUUCUACUGCAUAUUUUAAUGAAUUUGGGACGGUACAGAUAAGAUCGUCUGUGUCGAUAUUUCCGGCAGUAUUAAGUUAUCAAGUACGUAGUACUAGGUAAU